UUUUAGAGCAUCUUUCUAUAAACCAUUUUUCAAAUUUGUCCUAAAACAUUAUCAUUUUCACAAUGAAAAAGAAAAAUAAUACAAUAGGCACUCUGGCGUGAUCCAGAAACGCAUUUCUGGCUCGAAGUUGAGUGGGAGUGUUUGGGAGCCAAAUGGGUCUUCUGAGCAUCAUCAGAAAAAUCAAGCGGAAAGAGAAGGAAAUGCGAAUUUUGAUGGUCGGAUUGGACAAUUCGGGGAAAACUACAAUCGUUUUGAAGAUAAACGGAGAGGACACUAGUGUCAUCAGUCCCACGCUUGGCUUCAACAUCAAAACCAUUGCUUACCAAAAGUACACCCUAAAUAUAUGGGAUGUUGGGGGGCAGAAAACAAUAAGAUCUUACUGGAGAAAUUACUUUGAGCAAACAGAUGGGUUGGUUUGGGUGGUUGACAGUUCAGAUCUGAGAAGGUUGGAUGAUUGCAAAUUGGAGUUGGAUAAUCUUCUCAAGGAAGAGAGGCUGUCUGGAGCAUCUUUACUGAUAUUAGCAAAUAAACAGGACAUAAAAGGUGCCCUUACACCCGAAGAAAUAGCAAAGGUGCUGAACUUGGAAGCCAUGGAUAACUCUCGGCAUUGGCAGAUAGUUGGCUGUAGCGCAUACACUGGUGAGGGUCUGCUCGAGGGAUUUGAUUGGCUGGUCCAGGACAUUGCCUCUAGAAUCUAUAUGCUUGACUGAUGCUUGUUUAUGGCAUCUUCCGUGAAAUUUGUCCAAUUUACAAGAGAAUUCUAAAACCCAAUAUUUUUUCUUAGGAAGAGAUUAUGGAUUCACUGCCUCACUGAUAUUUUUUUUCUUAGGAGGGGGAUGGGUUGGUGCCUGUAAAAUUGAUAUUUGAUUUUGAAGCAGCCAGAUAUUGGAUUGCUUGCAGGUUACAUACCUGUCAUGCACAUGUGAAAAUUUAGAAUACUUGAUUAUGAAUAGGGAUUCACCUUUUUAGCUA
Messenger RNA from Vigna unguiculata (cowpea), 972 nucleotides. It is a transcript of the gene TTN5, whose product is annotated as ADP-ribosylation factor family protein. NCBI's taxonomy places the organism in Eukaryota, Viridiplantae, Streptophyta, Magnoliopsida, Fabales, Fabaceae. The record is from RefSeq and is a predicted model, not a curated record. Gene Ontology annotation, molecular function: GTPase activity; GTP binding.